This is a messenger RNA of Cordyceps fumosorosea ARSEF 2679, 1023 nucleotides long. RefSeq lists its product as hypothetical. The record is from RefSeq and is a predicted model, not a curated record. The transcript has a single exon. NCBI's taxonomy places the organism in Eukaryota, Fungi, Ascomycota, Sordariomycetes, Hypocreales, Cordycipitaceae. The coding region runs from base 1 to 1023 and encodes 340 amino acids.
AUGGCAGCCAUCCCGGCAAAAAGACAGCCGCUGCUUCUCAUCACCUACCCGCGCUCCGCCUCCAACUUGCUGGUCAAGAUCCUCAACCUGCCCGAGCAGCCGCAGGUCACCUCGCGCGACAGCGGCGGGUACUUCUUCUUCCCUGCCGCCGCGAGCAUGAACCGGGCCGGGCUGCUGCGCCGCCUACCGCGGGACUGGACCGCCGACGAGGCCGACUUGCUGCGGCGCAGGUAUCAGGCGUGCUACGACGAGCUCCAGCAGCUGCUCGACGAAGCGGACGAGCAGGGCAAGAUGGCCGUGACUAAGGAGCACGCGCCGUUCAUCACCUCGCCCGCCUUUGUGCCCGACUUCCUCCACGGGACCCGAGACGCCGCCGCGCCGUGGAGGGUGCAAGUGCCGGAGCGAGCUGCGGCGGCCACCGCCGAGUGUCCUCCGCCGGGCCUGAGCGGCAACCCCUCCGUCCUGCCAGAUGCGCUGCUGCUGCGCUGCGUGCCGGCCUUCCUCAUCCGCCACCCUGCGCUCGCUUUCCCAUCGUGGCACCGCGUGGUGCUCUCGUUCUGCGACGGCGACGCGGCCCGGCUGGAGCGCGAGAUGGUGCCGUUUGCGGCACUGGGCUGCACGCUCCGCUGGACGCGGCAGCUCUACGACUGGUACGCAGCCGCGUCGGGCAAGGAACCGGUCAUCUUAGGCGCCGACGACAUGCUCCGCGAUCCGGAGGUGAUCCGGCGUUUCUGCGACCUCGUCGGGUUGGACAAGGACAAGGUGCGGUUUCGGUGGGAGCCUGUAACUGAGGCAGAGCAGGGCCGGGUGAGUGCUGCGGGUGCAAAGACGCGCGUCACGUUGAACGCAUCGUCGGGCAUCGCGGAAGGCAAGACCUUUGAGGGGCUGAGUAUUGAGGGAGAGGUGGAAAAGUGGAAGGCCGAGUUUGGCGAGCUUGUCGGGAGCAGGAUUGAGGGCUGGGUGCGGGAUGCGAUGCCCGAUUACGCGUAUCUCGUUGGCAAGAAGCUGCAGGCUAACGUCUGA